ACAAGAGCACUGUACUUAAACGUUGAGGAUAAUAUGGACACUUGAGGGCGCUAUUCCGCGUUGACCAGCGAAUUCAGCAUGGCAGACGAAGACGGAGACGUCGACAAUUUCGAUGAUGGCUUUGAGGAUGAUGUGGACGAUGAACCCUUGGAGGAUAUGCAAGAUGUCGAGGAGGAAGGAGCGGAGAACAUCGAGGUUUUACCAGCAGGAGAGGGACAGCAACAGAUGGCAAGGAUUACCACCCCUUACAUGACCAAAUAUGAACGGGCCAGGGUGCUUGGCACACGGGCACUGCAAAUAGCGAUGAAUGCACCAGUCAUGGUGGAGCUUGAAGGCGAGACAGACCCCUUACAGAUUGCCAUGAAGGAACUCAAAGCCGGGAAGAUUCCCAUCAUCAUCCGACGCUACCUGCCAGAUGGAAGCUACGAAGACUGGGGGAUUGAAGACCUGAUCAUUGACACGUCUUAGCACCGACUCCAUAGAUUUAAUUUAAAAAGAAAUAAUUUUUAACCCUGCACCACCCCAAACCACCUAGCCUGUGACCUUUGAACUUCCCCAGCAUGGUAUGGUUUCAUGAAUUCAUGAAGGAUUAUUACAGUGUUAUACAAGUGCUGAUGAGUGAUCAAGACCAUUUGAGUGAGAGAGCACCACACGAUUAGUGGUGUUGGACUCUGUUGGUGUGUUUCCAUUACAAAAAACAACAGGUGGUGUUAAAAGUGAGCAGAUGUGGUAGAAAUAGUCGGCUUGUUCUUUUGUCUGGGUCACGUCACCUGCUGCAACUUGAUGUGUCUCUUUGCAGUAUUGACGUGUUCACAUUUUAACGGCCCUUAAACUUGUCUGCAAAGCCGACUUCUCAGUUUUGUUGAUUUGUAACUUUUGUCCCUGCCAAACUGAUGAUAAAAAGAAUCGUCCACCACCAAGCUUCCAGACCAACCCUGUACAUAGUUCGACUGAUGAAUGUUCUUUACAACUUUCCCCUCGGUUCUUCAAAAUCGGCUUCUGUCCAACCACACUACCCUUUUAAUGUAGGAAAAACAUGCCAUUGUGGUAGUUUUAGUUUUAAUCGUGAAUUGUCUUGUGAUCAGCUUUCCCAAUUAAAAAAUUUGUACAAAAAUCAAACAAAUUUCAAAGCCUGUUAUUGUGGAUAUAAUUUAUCUUUUUUUUAAUACACACACACGGGAAAAGGUUUUUAACACACAGAAUGUUCAGUAUUCUAAAUUAGUCAUACUGGUUAAUGAAGCUUGUAAGGUGAUAGAUAAUCUGC
This is a messenger RNA of Patiria miniata (bat star), 1264 nucleotides long. It is a transcript of the gene polr2f, whose product is annotated as DNA-directed RNA polymerases I, II, and III subunit RPABC2-like. Lineage: Eukaryota; Metazoa; Echinodermata; Asteroidea; Valvatida; Asterinidae. Gene Ontology annotation, molecular function: DNA-directed RNA polymerase activity; DNA binding. The transcript is spliced from 4 exons. The record is from RefSeq and is a predicted model, not a curated record. Gene Ontology annotation, cellular component: nucleus; RNA polymerase III complex; RNA polymerase I complex. Gene Ontology annotation, biological process: DNA-templated transcription. The coding region runs from base 79 to 468 and encodes 129 amino acids.